Molecule: messenger RNA, 2617 nt
Organism: Aethina tumida (small hive beetle)
Lineage: Eukaryota; Metazoa; Arthropoda; Insecta; Coleoptera; Nitidulidae
Gene: Ey
Product: paired box protein Pax-6
Exons: 9
Coding region: 534-1922 (462 amino acids)
Biological process (GO): regulation of transcription by RNA polymerase II; anatomical structure development
Molecular function (GO): DNA-binding transcription factor activity, RNA polymerase II-specific; RNA polymerase II cis-regulatory region sequence-specific DNA binding
Source: RefSeq, a predicted model, not a curated record
UCCACCGCUCCAUCAGCGCACACACACAUGGCCGCAAACGCUCACUCAUUAUCGUCGUCGUCGUCGUCGUCGUCUUCGUCUUUGCCGAUGUUGAUGUUCUAACUAGCGCCACUCGACUCGACCAAUUGGUUCCGAUUAGAUUAUUGCUCAGCGAUUAGGCACACCAACUUCACACACUCAAUUGCUGAACGGAGUAAACAAAUAAACAUUUUUGUCCGUCGCCCGUCGCUCGUUGCUCAACGUUCGUCUAUUCUUGAAUUUUAGUGCAAUCUUAUUCGAUACUUCGGUGACUGAUUGUUAGUGACUUAUUGUGCAAGUUGUUCAGUUGCGACUUGGACAAUUGGACUGACUGUUGCUGUGACUAUCAAAUUGUGAUUAGGGGAGCCGCUUGUUGUCCAAUAAAAAGAAGACAGGAAGAAAAGAGGAAGAGUAGGAGGCGGUGGUGGUAUUAGAAAAGCAGCAUCAUUCUGCCGGCACAGCAAUUGGGAGCGGCGGUCUCGCCAUGGCCGUCCGCGAUAACGUCCGUCGACGACAUGGCACAUAAAGGUAAAGGGCAUAGCGGUGUGAACCAGCUAGGGGGGGUUUUCGUCAGCGGGCGUCCUUUGCCCGAUUCCACCAGACAGAAGAUCGUCGAACUGGCCCAUUCCGGAGCCAGACCUUGCGAUAUCUCCCGCAUCCUUCAGGUCUCGAACGGCUGCGUUUCCAAGAUUCUUGGCAGGUACUACGAAACGGGCUCUAUACGACCUCGUGCAAUAGGUGGUUCGAAACCGAGAGUUGCCACGGCCGAGGUGGUCGCAAAGAUAUCUUCGUUUAAAAGGGAAUGUCCUUCGAUCUUCGCGUGGGAGAUCCGUGAUCGGUUACUUCAAGAAGGAGUGUGCACCAACGACAACAUCCCUAGCGUGUCUUCGAUAAACAGGGUGCUCAGAAAUCUCGCGGCCCAGAAGGAACAGGCGGCAAACAGUCCUCCGGUGUCCUCGGCCAACGACACCAUGUACGACAAGUUGCGAUUGUUGAACGGCAAUCAGGGAAAUUGGCGGACGACGCCGUGGUAUUCACCUGGAAACACAUCGUUUCCGCUGCAACCGCUCAGUCCACCUCCGUCCACGAUACUGUCCGACGAUGUUUCCUCCAAGAAAGUGGUCGAUUUGGACGGAAUCCAUUCCGACGAAACAAAUUCCGGAGAUAAUUCAAAUGCUGGAUCAAGUAUAGGACCCGAUGAUGAUCAAGCGAGACUGCGACUAAAACGAAAACUGCAAAGAAAUCGUACUUCAUUUACUAACGAUCAAAUCGACAGCUUAGAAAAAGAAUUCGAAAGAACUCAUUACCCCGACGUGUUUGCACGAGAACGUCUCGCAGCAAAAAUAGGACUUCCCGAAGCCAGAAUUCAAGUGUGGUUUUCCAAUAGAAGGGCAAAAUGGAGGCGCGAAGAAAAAUUAAGGAAUCAGAGACGAGGAGCUCCUGCUCCAGCUGAACAUCCUGGUCCUGCGGCUUCGCCUCCCAGACUACAGACCUUUAAUAAUACCACUAGCAGCAUGUAUUCCCCAAUUGCACCUCCCAUGUCUAUAGCAGAUACGUAUAGUACAAUGUCUCCCAUGGGUGGUUUUGGACCGGGCGGCCUAGGGGGGUCGAUGGGUCCAUCGCCGGGCGCUUGUUUGCAACAGAGAGAAAGUCCGUCCAUGGGUGGAGCGAUGGGUGGCUACUGCAUGUCUCGGACACCUAGUUACGAUCUGGGUAUAGGUUACGGAGCUCGUCCGUCUCCCUGUAGUCCUACACAACCUUAUCAGAUGAAUGGCCAUCAGUACGCCGCCGCCAACGGGACCAACUCCGGGACAACAGGUCUAAUAUCUCCGGGAGUUUCAGUGCCGAUUGCGGUUCCGGGUCAAACAGACAUGACGUCUCAGUAUUGGCCCCGUAUACAGUGACCUUGGUGGAAUUAAAUGAACAGAUUGUGAAUCAAUUGGCUGUCGUUGUUCAUAAAAUCAUACCCUGCGCCCUCCUGGCCCACUACUUAGUUUUAUAUUUGACAACUCAUCUAUAAGAUGUUAUUAUUAUUAUUAUAUUAUAGAUAAUAUUUACUUGAAAGACGAUACAAGCGCACUUUAUUUCAAUAUCAACAACAAACUAACUGUGGUAUUUAAAACUGUCACGUAUUAGUACCUAUCUAACCCGAAUAGCUUAAUAAAAUGUAUUUUUUGUUAAUAACUCUGGUUGUGAUAAAAACAAACAACAGUUUUAAGUAUAAUCUGUCCAUCAUGUACUUAUUAUAAAAUAAAUCUGUAUAAAAUUAAAUAAAAUUAAAUUGUGUAAAUGUUUUAAUAACAAGAAGAUUCAUCCCCUUGUAAGUAUACAGUAUCAACAUUAAAUAAUGCGACAAAUUAAACUGCAUAUUUUACAAUGUUCUAGUCAGAUGAUUUUGUAUAUUUACGAAAUGAUGAAUUGUCAAUAAAAUGAAUUGUCAUGAGAAGGAAAAUGGAAUCCUGAAGCAGCAUCCGCAUCAUAUCAGCGACAGAAUAACUCCUAAAAUGUUUUUCGUGCAUGUAAUUUUUGUAAAAUUCAAUUCAAUUUUUUUCUUGUGACACCGUUUCUUAUAAAUUGUUUAUAAUUCUUUUUUAUUGAG